Durio zibethinus is the source of this 2971-nucleotide messenger RNA. The record is from RefSeq and is a predicted model, not a curated record. NCBI's taxonomy places the organism in Eukaryota, Viridiplantae, Streptophyta, Magnoliopsida, Malvales, Malvaceae.
CUCUUCAAUUCUUAGCAUAAUUUGAUCAGGAUUCAGUAACCGAAACGCAAGAAGAUCUCCAUUUAAACGUUAGUCUCUUCUCAACACUCCACGGUUUGUCUUCAGGGCUCUGUUGAAGAAGUUUCAUUGACAGAAUGGCACCCAGAAGAAAAACUCCAAAGGUUGGUUUCAGGCGCAUUGAUGCUGCUUUCGAUGCUCUUCGUCCGAUGGGGUUCCCUGAUUAUGUGGUUCGUAAGACUAUCAGAAAUCUUCUCAAGGUUUAUGGUGGAGAUGAUGGUUGGAGAUUUAUUGAGGAGUAUUCCUAUCAACUUGUCAUCGAUACAAUUCUUCAGGAGCAAGCAAAUACUGAACAGGAAAAUUUGAAAGAGAAAUGCUCUAAAAAGAGAUCUAAUACAAGAAUGGAUGCUGCCAUUGAUGCAAUGAAGCCAUUUGGAUUCCCCAAUAACAUGGUUGUUAAAACCAUGAAGGAACUCCAAAAAGUGGGUUCCCUUUUUCUUUUCAUUUUUUUUCUUAAAGAAAGAAGACAUUUUGAAGUUUUUAUUGAGUUUCUGUUUUCGUUUAAGGAAACAAGCAAAAAAAAUGGAAACUUUUGUGGGUUUGUUUUGUUUCAGGUGUAUGGGGAAGAAGGGUGGCCCUUCAUUGAAGAGGCUUAUUACAAGGUUUUGCUUGAAGCUAUACUUGAAAAGGUCAAUGGAGAAGGAACAAAUGAUUCCACGAAACCAGCUGCUGAGACUGUUAGUGGGACUCUUGAACCUGCUUGCUCUGAUGUGAAUCCUCCUAUUACUACAUUGCAAACCAGCGAUGUCUUGGACAAUGCAUCAGAGGCUGAUGAGGCUUUUGGCACUGCAAAACUGACAAAUGAAUCUGAUUGUGAACAUCUGCCAUCAAUUGAAGCUGAAGGCUCUGUGAGAAGGCAUGCUUGCAGUACUAGCCACUCUACUCCACCUCUUAGUCAUAACCCACCACUGCCAGGUAGUAGUUCAACCGAGAAGCGGAGGCCUUACUAUGGCUGGAUUGGCAGUGAUGAUGAGGAGGAUGUUGUGGAGCUAAGACCAGGACCAUUGGCAGAAGAAAUAGAAAACCAGCUUUCAAGUUCCAGGGAGAGGAGAAAAAGGGUGGAGUAUUGUUCAAAGGAAAUCUGCGAGGACAGGCUGGUAGAAGUUAUGAAAAAAUAUCUACUAGGAUGCAGAACAAAUUUGGCGAUGAAUAUAAGCUUUUCCUUCUUAUCAAUCCAGAAGAUGACAAACCAGCGGCAGUUGUUGUUCCAAAAACAACAUUGCAACCAGAGACAACUGUGGUCCCUGAGUGGUUUGCAGCUGGGGCUUUUGGUCUGCUUACUGUGUUUACCUUACUUCUUCGGAACGUGCCCACACUGCAGUCCAACUUAUUGUUCUUUUGGUGCCAUAACAAGGAUAAAAAAUAUUGUCCCCAAGUGUGAAGACCUCCUUAAGGUUGCAGCAGCUGGACCUUUAGCUGGCUUUUGCUUGGGUUUUGUUCUAUUCCUUCUAGGUUUCAUAUUGCCAUCUAGCGAUGGUAUUGGGGUUGUUGUUGAUGCUUCUGUGUUUCAUGAAUCAUUUCUUGUUGGGGGUGUAGCAAAGCUUCUUCUGGGUGAUGUACUGAAGGAAGGAACUCCUCCAUCAGUAAACCCACUUGUGAUUUGGGCAUGGGCUGGACUUCUUAUUAAUUCAAUCAACGGCAUUCCUGCAGGGGAGCUAGAUGGGGGGCGAAUCUCCUUUGCAAUAUGGGGAAAAAAGGCUUCAGCUCGCUUCUGAGCACGCUCCAUUGGGCUGCUAGGACUCUUGUCUUUAUUCAAUGAUGUGGUGUUCUACUGGGUAGUUCUCAUAUUUUUCUUGCAGAGGGGGCCAAUUGCUCCACUCUCUGAGGAAAUCACUGAUCCUAAUGACAGUAUUGGCAGGGGAUUUUAACUUUGAUUUGACUUGGUAAGUCCACUUCACUAUAAUAAAGAUGAAUGCAUGUGCAUUUUGAUGAAUAUCCAAUUUCCUGUUUUAUUGAUGACGAGGAAUCUCUAGUGAGUAAACUCAGGAUACCAGCGUAACUUUGCAAGAUAGAAUUCUAGUGGAAGGAAUUGUUUAAAGAAGUUGUAAACGGCCAACUUGGUGUUGAACCAAACUUCUGCUUCAUUUAGGCUAUAACUAACAAUUUUCCUAGUGCCUGGUGAAAGGCUAAAUAAAUAGUAGCCAGCCAUGUGAUGUGUUGACAGACAGUGAAUGUAGCUCUUAAAUGCUAACAUGAUUGUAUUAAUUCAUCGAAAGGGAAAUUUUAAUUGGCUAGGUUAGUUAUAUAUGACAUAUUCCAUCUCCAUUAAAGCCUCAAGGAUUCAAAAAAUCAUGGUCUGUCAGAACAUAUCAUUAUAGAAACAUCCAUCUCUAGGGAACUUGCAUGGCCACUGGUUGAAUUUCUAGUUUGGGAACAGCCGAUAUUUGUAUUUCCUUUCCAUUAUUUAUGAUUAUUUUUUGGUACUUGAGGUUUGUUAAGAAUUAAACUAAGAUGAUAUUUCCUUUAAAUUACUGGAUGAUAUAUGCUAACACACCUAGGAAUACUACAUAAAGAUAGAUGCCGGUUUAUCCAUUUAUAUAUGUAGCAUGCCCAUUCCUAGACGUCAGGGCAGUAUCAAUCCAUUACCUAUUGUUUCUUGGAAAUCUACUGAAUACUACUGAAUUUCCCUAUGUUUAUAUCUUCAAUGAGCAGGUGAAGUUUAAGUUAUGCUGUUGAGAGAUGCAAACCCAAGGCAUGGUUAUAGAGUAUAGUAUAUAUUUGGUCUGAAUUAGUAGUUGCUUCCAUAUUUCUGUUGCCUCUGUUAUCUUGAUAUAGACGUGAUUGAGGAAACAGUGUGGGACAUAUUAUUAUGCAUGCACGUACAUGUACGUGUUCUACAUGUUAAAACAUAGGGUUUUUGGUUUGGGAACAUUUCACUAAAACAUAGGGUUUUUGGUUUUUGGUUUAGGCUUUG